AUGACGGCGAAAAAUGAUCGAAAAAGUUUAGAGGCACUUGGCCCGCUGUACAGAAGCACGAAAUCGAACAAUUUCAGUCUCGUCCUGCUGCAGGCCAAGUAUGAAUCGCUGAUCAUGGACUCGAUCGACGAGUUGUCGUCCAUCUCGCUUAUCUGCGAUAAACUGAAAGCCUGCCAGAAACUCUUCGCCCUCGAGACGACCGCCGAGAAGGUGAAUCUGGGCGUCGAGGAGACCCAACUGAUCGCCGAUUUGUGCGUUUACGUGAACCAGGUGCAGUGUGAGCGAGUUCGAAUGCUGUUGCAGUUGGAUCGGCUGAACGAGGAGAACGAUUGGUUGAGAGAAGAGUACCGAGAGUUGGAGGGCAUUCUGCGCAAACUGGCCGAGUUCAACCGAGAGGCGGACAACGACCGGCAAAACUACAAAUUCCUGAUGAGCAUCCGAAAGAGCGACGAGAUGGACAUCGACGUCCGGUCGACGGUGAUGACGAAACCGGUCGAGUUCGACUCUAGUUUCGCCGAGAUGUUGCCCGAAAAGAUGCGCGCCAUCUACCAAUUGUGCGUCGGCUACAUGAAUCAGGGCCGACAUGAGGUGGUCACGUCGUUGUGCACCGGGUUGGCGACCGGCAAUAAGGACAAAGAGUUGACGACCUACGAUCGGGGCCUGCUCAACUUUUUGCAGGGCGUCAAUCUGGUGCGAUUGCAUCGGGAAAAGGACGCUCUCGAGUUCCUCAACGAAGCGAUCCACACGUUCGAGGGCAAAUACGGCCGGGAGCAUGCGAUGCUGGCCAAUGUUCUGCGCGAGAUGGGUCACGCUCUGAUGGGCACCAAAGCGCCGGGCAAGGCGGAACAGUUCUUCCGUCGAGCACUCGAGAUCAAAAUAUUCACCUACGGCCACUUGAACGAGGAGACGGCUCGGGCGAAAAUCGAGCUGGCCGAAGCGCUGUUGGUACAGAACAAGUCGGAAGAGGCGCAAAAUCUGGCCAAAUCGGCUCUGACGGUGGAGUUUGUGCCGCUCGAUCUGAUCGUGGCACAGGCCAAGCAGUGCAUGGCCGCGGCCUCGUUGCAGCUCAACAAACUCGACGAUGCUUUCAUCCUCAUUGACGAGGUCUUUCAGGAGUACUUUCGUCGAAUCGACGUUGAGCCGAUCACGCAAAUGCUGGCGGACGAGGCUCGUCUGCAGGCUCUCACCGUGUCGCAGUUGAUCGCCGCCUUCCUACCGCUCAAGAGCACCACCGAGAUCGAGUGUCUGCGGACGCUCAGUCUCAUCUACGAGGCCAAAGGUAACCAGACGGCCUGCGAGUUGGUGAAGGGACUGAUAAAGACGGAGUGA
Molecule: messenger RNA, 1329 nt
Organism: Protopolystoma xenopodis
Lineage: Eukaryota; Metazoa; Platyhelminthes; Monogenea; Polystomatidea; Polystomatidae
Source: the annotation of a GenBank genome assembly